Saitoella complicata NRRL Y-17804 is the source of this 410-nucleotide messenger RNA. RefSeq names its product FKBP-type peptidyl-prolyl cis-trans isomerase Fkh1. The record is from RefSeq and is a predicted model, not a curated record. The transcript is spliced from 2 exons. Lineage: Eukaryota; Fungi; Ascomycota; Saitoellomycetes; Saitoellales; Saitoellaceae. The annotation marks the transcript as partial. Gene Ontology annotation, molecular function: peptidyl-prolyl cis-trans isomerase activity.
AGAUGUUCCGCACGGCCCUCCGUACAACUUUUACCAGACAAACCCGUCUUUUCUCUACCACUCAAAUCACAAUGGGCGUUUCCCGCGACGUUAUUUCCCCCGGAGACGAGACCAACCGUCCCAAUGUCGGUGACGAGGUUACCAUGCACUACACCGGUACCCUCGAGUCCGGCAAGAAGUUCGACUCCUCCGUUGACCGUGGUCAGCCCUUCAAGUGCCGUAUCGGUGUCGGACAGGUCAUCCGCGGAUGGGAUGAGGGUGUUCCUCAGAUGAGCUUGGGCGAGAAGGCCAAGUUGACUAUUACUGGUGAUUACGCUUAUGGUCAGCGUGGGUACCCUGGAUUGAUUCCUCCUAACGCUACUUUGAUUUUCGAUGUUGAGUUGUUGGCUAUCAACGGCAAGUCUGCUUAA